Messenger RNA from Teleopsis dalmanni, 1910 nucleotides. RefSeq names its product putative nuclease HARBI1. The transcript is spliced from 3 exons. Lineage: Eukaryota; Metazoa; Arthropoda; Insecta; Diptera; Diopsidae. The coding region runs from base 657 to 1910 and encodes 417 amino acids. The record is from RefSeq and is a predicted model, not a curated record.
GAGUAAGAUUUUACAAAUAAAUCAGAUUCUUUUAGAUUCUUUUGCAAAGGCAACAAGAAUAAACUAUAUGUUAUUUUGAAUCUCUGGUUAUAUGCGGCAUAUCUGCUGGUAAUACCAUUAAGGCGGCUGAAGAGCUUAGAAAGUACUUAAAGGCAGCUGAAGAGCUCAGAUUAAUACUUAUCCUUGCUAGGUCGAAACCUUUUGGGGCUCUUAAUUACAAUCCCUUAGCAAUCCUGUCAAGUUAAUACAUAUCAAUGUAUUGGAUGAAGAACCUUGCAUGGCAAUCCUGAAGCUACACAUCUUUGCAUGGCAUAAUCUUUGCAUUAUAUUAUGAACAUCCUUAAUAAUAUCAUUACAUGGCGAUCCUGCCAUCCUUUAGUAAUAACAUUACAUAAGACUCACAUUGAGUGUUAAGGUUCAGUUAGACGGUAGUUAACGUAAGAUGUUAAGAAGAAACGAAAUGAAAAUUUCGCUUUAAGUUAAGGCGGUGUUAGACGGUAAGUAAGCAGCUGAUUUUGUUUACAUUGGAACAUGCAAAUGAAAUAUUUUCAAAAGUUCCAGUCGGUAGUUGAGUGUCCGCAAGUGUAGUGAAAUUCUGUGUUAUUUUUGUUGAAAGUGAAAUAAUUAACAAUAGUUUAAGUAAAUUAUUAACAAAUAUGUAUAAUCAAAAUGAAUUGACUGUGCAAGCUUGUAAUUUGUUUCUAAACAUAUUGCGCUUGUACAGCAUGAGAAAUCAAAUGCGCAAUAGAAGGUGGCGAGUUCGUCCUAUUAAUGUGGAUCGUGCUCUACAUGGCUAUUACCGAAAAACGUUUUUAGCCAUAAAAGAAAAAGAUAACGAAGAAUUUUUUAGUCAUACACGGAUGUCUAAAGAAUUAUAUACUUUAUUAUUGAAGUUAAUAGCUCCUUCUGCGACAAAAUGUGGGCAGCAAAUAAAUGCUGAUGAACGUUUAUCACUUACUCUUUUGUAUUUGGCACAUGGCGUCCCUUUACAGAGUUUAUCAUGGAGCUAUAAAUUGGGAAGAACUACAGUUAGAAACACCGUGUUGGAAAUGUGUGAUAUUAUUUGGCAACUACUAUCACCAAUAUAUUUAAGUGAACCUACAGAAGAGCAAUAUCGGCAUAUUGCAUCAGAUUUUUGGCAAACAUGGAACAUUCCAAAUUGUGUUGGUGCAAUUGAUGGCAAGCAUGUUGCUAUUAAAUGUCCUCGGCGAUCAAGUUCCCAAUUUUUUAAUUAUAAAAAAUUUUUUAGCAUCGUACUAAUAGCAGCUUGUGAUGCUAAAUACACUUUCACUUCGGCAAGCUUGGGAGCAUAUGGUAGUCAGAGUGAUGGAGGAAUAUUUCGAGUAACAAGAUUUGGUAAAGACUUUGCUGAAAACAAAUUACCGUUCCCUCGCAGUAUUCCUUUACCAUUAAUUUCGCAACCAUUCCCUCAUUACUUCGUCGCUGAUUGCGCUUUUCCACUAAAGAAUAAUCUAAUGAAACCAUUUCGAGGAAAUGUUACAAAUAGAAUACAAAAAGUAUUUAACUACAGAUUAUCUCGGUCACGUCGAGUGAUUGAAAAUGCUUUUGGAAUUUUAACAGCGCGAUGGAGAGUAAUGAGAACAACAAUGGAGUUUAGUCCAGAAAAUGCAGAAAAAAUUGUAUUGGCAUGUUUGGUGCUUCACAAUUUCAUUAUGCUGCAUGAUACAAAGCGAUGGUACUGUCCGGAAAAUUUUACAGACAUUGAAAUGGAAAAUAAUUCUGUAGUUAGAGGAGAAUGGCAUAACGAAUUAAUAUCUGUUGAAGGACCAUUGCCUUCCGUAACGUCUUUUGUACGUCGUGGUCCAGAUAAUGCAUACAAUUUGAGAAUGUACCUAGCUAAUUAUUUUGUUAAUGAAGGUGCAAUUCCUUUUCAAAAUCAUAUUAAUUGA